UAAAACGUCAAAUCGACCACUACGCGAUCGCGAAUAGCGAAGCUGAGACUCGUCAAUUUUUAGAGAGUACCUCCUACUCCCUACCUAGUGAGUCUGUGCCUGAAUAUUGAACAAAAAACAAUAGAACUUGUAUCGUGUGACUCAAUCUCAAAUUACUGAUAAAUUAAUUAAUAACAAAACAAAACAAAUGGAGCACGAUAUUAACAAGCCGUAUAAAAUCUGUGAUGUAAAUCGAGAAAAAAAGAAAGGAAUUGUGGCAUUAUCCCUUGAGGAUCUUCUUGCAAAAGUACCAGAAAAAUUAGGGAUGCCUUCGGAGAAUUUAACAGUGGUUUUGGAAUCUGAUGGCACUGAAGUGGACGACGAAGAAUAUUUUUCUACUUUAGAACCUGAUACUUCUCUUAUGAUUUUACAUGGUAAUGAAAAAUGGUCUCCAAAUAUGCCAAAGUGCCAAGUGUCUCUUGAUCAAACGGAUGACAUCGCAUUAGGAGACAAAGGACAAGUUGCUAACUUGGUUGGAAGGCUACAGCACAACUUGUGCCAUAUCUCACUGCUUGGAGGUCAGGACUUGGAAUUGUUGUCAGACAUGGAUCCAGACAGUCUAGCAGAUAUUGUGACUGAUAGAGACAAUAGAAUAAUUUUGGAGCACAUCAAAGAAGCAUCUGGAAGAAUAUUACUGGAGAAACGCCAAGCUCAAGAUGCCAUGGAAUUGUUGAAACUGUAUCAUCAGAGUGUUGCCAAUGGUAAUGAGGAUAUGUCACCACCAAAGCAAGAGAGAGUGUAGAGCAAUAUCUAAUCUGCUAUGGUAACCCACCAUUAUUUCAUUUGUCAUGACUUGAUUCAGACAACAGAACUAAAAUGACAAUCAAUACAUAAAAAGUUUACACUCAUAAUUUCAGUAACACUUUUAUAAAUUUAUCUAUUUAACCACCUGCCAUUAAAUGAAAAACUAAAUUAAAUUAAAAUAAUGAGUAUGCAUAUUUUAUUUUCAUAGCUUAACCAAGUUUUCAGUGCAAAUUAUGACCUGAAUCAAGUUAUGAGUAACAUAAUAAAUCCUCAAUUGAUUUUUAAGGGAUGGUUCACCUCAAAAGUUUACAAAAUUGCAUAAAUAUCUACUACAUCAAGCUUAUGAGCAAAAAUUGUUUGAUUCAUUAAUUUACAAAAAGUAUUUGUAACUUUUUUAGCAUAUUAAUCAUUCAUGAUAUACUAAACAUUGAGGCCUUUUUAUAAAACAUUAUUUACUUAGUUGUUUAAAUUUUAUUUGUAAGGAAUAAAUGUAUGUGCUAGUGGAGCCAAAGCUGUGAAAGUAAAUUACUGUCAGACAUAUAAAUGUAACAUAUUUGUUUGAAUAGUAUUUAAUAACAGUACUAUUUUAUAAUUAUAUUGCAAUGUCCUCCAUUAUUAUUACUUAUAACAUUGGGUAAUGUAUGUAUAAGCUGGUACAUGGUAAAAUGUGGUAGACAUUAGUAAUAAUACAACGCUAAUCUUAUGAAUAUGAGCUGAAAUCAAGAUAUAAUAACAUUCUUAAGAAGCAUUGUAAGUAACUAUUUAGGUGUGUAUGUAUAUAAUUAGUCUAAAAAGUAAUGUAGCAAUUUACAUAACAGUCAACUAUUAGAAUUAUCUAUUUAUACUAUAUCAUAUUUUUGUUUUAUUAUUUAGACUGAUCUGAGCAAGGCAUUGCCAAUACGAAUUAUGCCAUAGAAAGUAAUAUCAGUCUAGUACUAAUAUUUUAGAUGUUACCUGUUUACAAACUUUAAUAAAUGAUCUGACAAUAGAUAUGCUAGUGCUAGGCAUUUACAGUCUUCUAUUCGUUGUCUUUACAUUACCUUUCAUAUUUUGUAAACUUUUGAGAGACAAAUUGCCACAAGGUUGAUAAUCAACAUCAAUUUAAAAGACUGAUAGUUGGUAAAUUUAUGUUUUUAUAUAGUUUUACCCCUAGUAUAAGGUUUAUUCAUUUAAUUCCAAAUUUGCUCAAACAUUUUACAAGAUACUAAAUAAGUUUUCCUAAGUUUAAUUCCACUGCCAUGACAUUAAUGUAAAACUGGCUAAUUUGUUUCAAAAUGUAUUGAGGUAUUGGUCCAGGUGUAGUGAUAAAACAUUGACAUUAGUUACUUAUAUGGAAUUGUGAAAGUUUUGUUAGAUUGUAACAGAAAUAACUCCACCAUGCUUCUUGCAUAAUUGUAUUGUAAAUGUUUGUAUGGUCUUUGGAGGAGUGGGGAGCAGGACUUUGGUGUUGUAUAAUAUGUAAAUUAUGUGUUGAUUAUUUAUUAUAUUUCUUUAGUCCUAUUAAUUCAUGUGUAUCCUUGUUGUAUGUUUUGGGAUAUUUUAUUUGUUUACAGUACAUGAGAUGAAUGUUUAUGUUAGCAUACUGGAUUGCUGUGCUAGGUGUUAUACGUAAUAAUAUAUUUAUAAAGUAGUGCACCCAUUAAACUUAUUAUAGCUGGCAAAAGUAGGUACCUACCUUAUAAUGCACAUAAUAGUCUGUUGUAAAAUGCAAAUAAUGCCUGUUAAAUAAAAGGUUUAUCAUCUAAUAUAAUAUUUCAAGUACUGUCUGACUAUGUAAUUAGCUAAAAAUAUGUGAAUAAUUAAUUUGUAGCCUACUAUAGCCAGUAAUUAAUCUUUGAACCUCAGCAAUUAUUAUUACAAAUGUUUACCUACUUGAAUUGGGUACUCCAUGCUAUGCCAGAAUCAGAAAAUCCCAUGAUCUACCCAUACUUAUACCACCAUAAUAUUAAUAAAUGGUAAUUGUAAUUUAAAUUAGUAAUAAUAUUGUGCAAAAUAUGUUGUACUCAUAAUUCUACAAGGUGUUUUAGUCUUAGUAAGUAAUACAUUCAAGUGUUAACACCAAAUAAAACUUUUAUCUUAUUUGGUAUACAGGUUUUUUUAUAAGUAUAGUUGGUAACUAUUGCAAGUAGUAUUGUCUAAACUGUAUGUGAUGUUCCACUCGGGUUACUCAUAUACAAGUUAUUGUAAUAGCUUCAGUUGUAUUAGUGGCCUCCUAUGUGUGUAACGGAGGAAAUUAAUUUAUGUGUCAUGCAGACUUAGUGCCAAUAGUAAAUGACUUUUAUUGCUGUAUUUAUAUAUACUUUUAAACAUUGUUGUGGAAUUGGUAGUGUCAAAAACCUUGUAGAGGAAUUGGAAUUCAGUUUACUGUGCACAAAUAAAAAUAUUAUGGAUAUUGA
Molecule: messenger RNA, 3179 nt
Organism: Spodoptera litura
Lineage: Eukaryota; Metazoa; Arthropoda; Insecta; Lepidoptera; Noctuidae
Gene: Drep1
Product: DNA fragmentation factor-related protein 1
Biological process (GO): apoptotic process; regulation of apoptotic process
Source: RefSeq, a predicted model, not a curated record